Aegilops tauschii subsp. strangulata is the source of this 759-nucleotide messenger RNA. NCBI's taxonomy places the organism in Eukaryota, Viridiplantae, Streptophyta, Magnoliopsida, Poales, Poaceae. The record is from RefSeq and is a predicted model, not a curated record.
AUGGAGGCCUCGGGCUCUGGUGAGUCUGGCGCCGCGCCCCCGUCCCCGGCGGGCGCCGCGGCCGGCGUUCCCUCCCUGCCCUGUGCCUCGCCGGAUCCCCGGCCACCUUCCCCUCCGCCCACAUCGCCGGCUUCCCUGCCGCCCCCGCCCCCCCUUGAGGCUCUGCCGCGGCUCCGCUGGGCAGACCUCGCCGAGGAGGACGAUGCGACCCCGGCCGUCAGCCGUCCUAGCACCUCCCUUCCCCUCGUGCCCCGUUCUUGCGACGCCGACCAGCGUGGCCGCUGGCUCAGCCUCCCGAUGCGGAGGUUCUGCCUCCGGCUUGCGGCGGCGUUCGCAGAACCGGCCGAUGAGCGCUGCUCAUCCACCACGGGGCUAAGGCGCGGCCUUGCGGGGCUUGGGAGGUCGCCGACUCCGCUCCUGGGGAGUGGCGGGCCGGUCCAACCUGGGGUUGGCGCGCUCCUCGUGGCGCCCGUCCGCUUCGCCCUCUCCCCGACCAGCUCUGGCGCCCCCUUCGGCCCUCCACGCCCACCCGGCCGCCGGAGUUGUGAUGGCCCGUUGCUCCCCGUUCCGGCCCUUUAUCGCGGCGUUUGGUUCUUCGGCGCUUCAGCUCCGCCCGCUCUCUGUCCCCCGGCGCCCCUGGCCGACGGCCGCGCUCCCCCUCGCACCGGCGACGGCGGCGGCGGCAUCCUCCAGCGAAGUGGAAACCCUACCGCUUGGUGCCACGCCCCCUGUCCUGGGCCGUGCCCCAUUGGGCCGUGA